Chiloscyllium plagiosum (whitespotted bambooshark) is the source of this 3198-nucleotide messenger RNA. The record is from RefSeq and is a predicted model, not a curated record. Lineage: Eukaryota; Metazoa; Chordata; Chondrichthyes; Orectolobiformes; Hemiscylliidae.
ACCUCUAUGGGAAUGUGGGCCUGUCCUUCUUCCUCCUUCGCUGGGGCUUAUUUUCUCCUAAUUGCCUCUCUCAGGGUCACGACAUUUUGCUGUGGUGACUUGGCCCUAAUGCCCAAUCUCCCGGGAGUUGAGCUGAGUUGGGACUGGGGCAGGCACUUCGACUUUGGAAGGCAUCACUUUCGAGCAUGAUAGUUCUGCUGCCUAUCUCUGAUGUCCUGAUGAAGGGUCCUGCCUGAAAUCUCGACUCUCCUGCUCCUCGGAUGCUGCCUGAGCUGCUGUGCUUUCUCCAGCGCCACACUUUAUUGACUCUUGACUGUCCAGCAUACUGAUGGAUACUGAUUAAGGAUGAUCAUAUUGAAUGGUGGUGCAGGCUCGAAGGGCAGAAUGGCCUGCUCCUGCACCUAUUGUCUAUUAUCUGCAGUCCUCCCUAUCUCCUAAUCUAUACACACUUCACAUCCCCUCCCCCUGACCCCACAAAAGACUAGAGAUGCUUGAUGAGUGAUUGGGAAGAGGACACUCUGUGGCAUUGGACUGUGGUUCCAGUGAUGAGCUUAACCAAUGAGGAUAGAUCGAACAAGUUGGGACUGUUCUCCGUGGAGAGAAGAAGGCUGAGCGGGAGAUCUGAUAGAUGUUUUCAAAAUCGCGAGUGAGCUGGAUCGAAUAGACAGAGAGAAUUUGUUCCUGUAUGUAAAAAGAGCAAGAAUGAGAAGGCAUAGAUUUAAACUGAUCGAUCGCGUGAUGAAAAGCCUUGAUUUUCCCCGCCUGCGUCGUCCAGGCUGACCGAUUACCUCCUUCACUCAUCUGUCAGUCUAACAGUCUGUCUCCCAGAACCUUGAGAUACUAGCAACUGAACCCCCCCCCCCCCUCCCUCAGAAUUGUGCCUGGCGCCUCCUGCUGCCUGUCAUCGUUGCUGGGCUCCUGAGAUGAUGGCGCGACUUUGAAAGAGGCGCGUUUCCUCAGCACCCCACUCUUGGCUCUGAAGGGCCACGGUAAAAUAGUUCCCCGUCUGCGAUCCUCGCCAUUGCUCUUGGGACCACUGUGCGGGUCAGUUCCUCGGCAUGGCGACUUUGGCGUCGUUGUCCGGCAAGGAUGCCGCACUAGGUGCUAAACCGCCAGCCUUUGCCAAACCCCUGAACGACUUGGACUUCCACUCAGGAGCUCGCAUCGAGGAGAUAACGAAGCUGAUCCAAGAAUUCGGCAAGUAUGAGAUGAGGGACUUCGACGAUCGGCGGGCCUUGGAGGUUCACACUGCCAAAGACUUCGUUUUCUCUAUGCUGGGCCUCGUUCAGAAGCUGGACCACAAGUUACCCAUCUCCAACGAGUACCUGCUGCUGUCCGGGGGUGUGCGGGAAGGGGUGAUCGACAUGAACCCCGAUGAGCUGGGCGAUUACGCCAGGGGCAUGGACUACGACGUCGACUUCACGCUGCUUGUUCCGGCACUGAAGCUGCACGACCGCAACCAGCCGGUGACGCUGGACAUGCGGCACUCGGCGCCCUGCCACUCAUGGCUCAGCCUGCGGCUCUUCGACGAGAGGACCAUGGAGAAGUGGAAGGACUGCUGCACGGAGACGGAGCCCAGCCCGGCAGGCGGCGGAGGUGGCAGCUACUACUUCUCGCCCACCAAGGUGGCAGACUGGUUCUUCCGCUCAGUGCGUGCCGUCAUCGAGGAGGUCCGCCGGCAUCCGCAGCGUGGGGUCCCAGGCGUGGCAGCGGUGGAGAAGAACGGCACGGUGGUCACCGUCAUCCUGAACGUGGGCCGCAGCCGCAUGCUGUACGACAUCGUGCCGGUGGUGUCUUUCAAGGGCUGGCCAGCCGUCGCCCAGAACUGGCUGAUGGAGAACCACUUCUGGGACGGCAAGAUCACCGAGGAGGAGGUGAUCAGCGGCUUCUACCUGGUGCCGGCUUGCUCCAGCACCGGCAAACCAGAGAACGAGUGGCGCCUGGCCUUCUCGCGGAGCGAGGUGCAGCUGAAGAAGUGCAUUUCCACGCCACUGAUCCAGGCCUACCAGGCGUACAAGGCCAUGAUCAUCAAGCUGCUGUCCCGGCCUCGGGCCGUCAGUCCCUACCACCUGAGGAGCCUGAUGCUAUGGGCCUGCGACCGCCUGCCCUCCAACUUCCUCGGGCAGGAGGACAACAUGGCGCACUUCCUCCUGGGCCUCCUCGAUGACCUGGCCCACUGCCUGGUCAACAAGUCGUGCCCCAACUACUUCCUGCCGCAGUGCAACAUGUUUGAGCAGCUGUCCGACAGCACGGUGCUGCUGCUGGCCUGCCGCCUGUCGUCAGUGCGCUCGGACCCGGCCGAGCACCUGCGCAGCGCCAUCGAGCACGCCAAGGCAGCCAGCCGGCUCGCACAGGAGCUGCAGCAAACCCUGCCGGGCCUGGCCUCCUCCCAGUCGGACGGCCUCCUCUCCAGUGCGGGCAGGCAGGAUGACAACCUGGCCCGCAAGCUCCAGCAGCUGGUGACGGAGAACCAGGGCAAGUCCAUCUCUGUCUUCCUCAACCCGGAUGACGUCAGCAAGCCGCACUUUCGGAUCGACGAUAAGUUUUUCUGAAGGGGCGUGCCCGCGACGCCGUCCCGGACAAUGUGACAGUCUUCCCUCCCCGCCUGCCUUCCGGGCUCCCACACCCUGCAUCGUGGGCUACUGGUAGUCGCGAUCUCCCCUUGCAUUGUGGGAUACUGGAGGUCACACUUUGCAACGGGCCUCCCUGAGAAGAGAGACGUGUUGCUGAAGCUUUCUUCAGGACAAAUGCAAGGUUAUCAAGUUUCCAAUAAUCAUAGUGACCUAAACCACAGUGCCAAUUGGUUGGCAAUCUGUCUGUGGCUACAGCAUGCCAUGGUAUGGUAAAAAAAAACUACAAGCACCUCGAGCUUCUGGGUAAUUGUUUUUGUUUAGAAAGCAAGGUUUUAGCAGCUUUCUUUCUGUUUGCAUCCACUGAAACUCUGUCACCUUCAGUAAGUGCAAAUGAGCCACAGCAACGCCUCAGUCAAUCAGAGUCAACAUGCUAACCAGUCAGGGUCGUCUUCACCUGUAGUGUAAGUUGCUGUGAUGGUUUGCGUUUUGGCAUUCUUGUGUUUUGUCCUGAUGAGUGCAAGACAGAAAAAACGUGGGACAACGCAUCUCUCUUCUCAGCAAUUUCAGGUUCUGUACUACAAGUGAAAUGAUUGCAAUGGAUGUUUAAUAAUAGUUCUUGAGAUUA